Lycium barbarum (goji berry) is the source of this 894-nucleotide messenger RNA. RefSeq lists its product as uncharacterized. The transcript has 4 exons. Gene Ontology annotation, molecular function: protein dimerization activity. NCBI's taxonomy places the organism in Eukaryota, Viridiplantae, Streptophyta, Magnoliopsida, Solanales, Solanaceae. Bases 1 to 894 code for a protein of 297 amino acids. The record is from RefSeq and is a predicted model, not a curated record.
AUGGGGCCUCUUAUUCAAGUGUUGCGAUUAGCUGAUAAUGAGAAAAAACCCGCAAUGGGGUACAUUUAUAAAGCUAUGGAUAGAGCUAAGAAGGCUAUUGCAAAGGCGUUUGAAGGGAAUAUUGCAAAGUACAAAGAUAUCUUUAAGAUUAUUGAUGAAAGAUGGCAAUGCCAAUUGCAUCAUCUAUUACAUGCAGCUGAACAUUAUCUAAAUCCAGAGUUCUUCUAUCAAAAUCCAGCUAUUGAAAAUUGUACAGAAGUAACAGAUGGGUUGUAUGCUUGUAUUGAAAAAUUGGUUCCAAGCACUAAAGUUCAAGAGAAGAUUAUGUCGGAGAUACCACUGUACACUAAAGCUGAACAACAAUUUGGCCUUCCGAUUGCAAAAAGAUCUAGAACAACAAGAUCUCCUGUUGAAUGGUGGAAUUUAUAUGGUAAUUCGGCUCCUCAUCUCCAAAAAUUGGCCAUUAGAAUUUUGGGUUUAAUGGCUAGUGUUGCUGGAUACGAGCGUAAUUGGAGCGUAUUUGAGCAUAUCCAUACCAAAAAAAGGAACAGAGUGGAGCACCAAAGAUUGAAUGAUCUGGUGUAUGUUAAGUACAAUCGAGCUUUAAAAGCCCGUUAUGACUUGCAGAGUGUUAUUGAUCCAAUUUCUUUGGAUAACAUUGACCAUAGUAAUGAGUGGUUGGCUGGGAGAAUGGGCGUUAAUGUGGAAGCAGAAGAUGAGUUGGUAUUUGGUGAUGACAGCUUGACUGGGGGUGAUGUUGCAAGAGCGUCAGAAGAUGAGAUUAUUUCUGAUGAGUCAAGGGAAGAAGAGAUUGGAGGCUAUAGUUCUGGUGAUACCAAUGAGGAUCACCCUAUUGAGGAAGAUUAUAUGGAGGAAUAUUAUUUUAGUGAUUAG